CCUUUCCGUUCUCACAGCAGUGCCUUUGAUGGAGGUGUCUGCAUAAAUGAGGAACAUCUGCUGAUAAGUUCUUCUUGCCCCCACCCCCAAGGGCUCGGCUGUCUGUGAGAAGAUAACAGCAGAGGAUUUCAAUUCUCCAAGUCUGGGAUGCUGCCAAUGCAUAAGAAGAAUGAGUUUCCUCAGACAAGUCAGACUUUUGCUGUGGAAAAACUGGAUACUUCGAAAAAGGCAGAAGCUUCGCCUUCUGGUUGAGCUGUUAUGGCCUCUGUCCUUAUUUCUUGUCCUGGUCUGGCUGAGGAAGGCCAACCCACUCUAUCGCCAUCAUGAAUGUCACUUUCCAAAUAAGGCAAUGCCCUCAGCUGGAACUCUGCCAUGGUUACAGGGCAUUUUCUGUAACAUGAACAAUCCUUGUUUCAACAGUCCUACUCGUGGGGAGUCUCCUGGUGUUGUGUCCAACUACAAUAAUUCCAUUUUAGCAAGAGUGUAUCGAGAUGCGCAAGAACUCUUGCUGGAAGCCCCUGGAAUAGAACUGGGCAGACUCUGGGAAGAACUUCGGGCCAUGACCCAGUUUAUGGAUACUAUGAGGACUAAUCCUGAAAGGAUUGCCGGAAGAGGCAUACGAAUCCAGGAUAUCUUAAAAGAUGGGGGAAACCUAACUAAAUUUCUCCUUGAAGAUAUGGGACUUCCAGAUACGGUAGUCUACCAUCUAAUAAAUGCACAAGUGCGACCUGAACAGUUUGCCUUUGGGGUCCCGGACUUGACUCUGAAAGAUAUUGCUUGCAGCAAGGACCUGCUCAAUCGCUUUAUCAUCUUCAUCAGUCCAAACGGCUUUCAAGCUGUGUAUAGUGCAAUGUGCGCCCUUUCUCAGGAGGACUUGCAGAGAGUUGAGGACUCUUUGUAUGCAAAUGCAGACUUCUUUAAACUUUUCCAGUUGCUUCCCACUGUCUUAGACAGUAAUGCUCAAGGUGCUGAUCUGAGAUUAUGGGGGCGUAUACUUUCUAAUGCGUCUCAUGCAGUGCGGGAGCUGGCACACAGGCCAAGUGUUCAAGACCUUUUAUCAAUUUUGCAACCAUUUCUGCAAGAUGGAGAUCCACCAUCCUUAUGGCAGCUGAUGAGUUCUUUGUCUGAUCUUUUCUGUGGUUACCCAGAGGGAGGGGGUUCCAGAAUAAUUUCUCUCAAUUGGUACGAAGAUAAUAAUUACAAGGCUUUCCUUGGAGUUGACUCUACAAAGAAGCAACCAGUUUAUUUUUAUGACAACGGAACCACACCCUUUUGUAACACAUUGAUCCAGAUCAUGGAAUCAAACCCUUUAACCAAAAUAGCCUGGAGUGCUGUGAAACCACUACUGAUGGGGAAAAUUCUCUUUGCUCCUGAUUUGCCUGCCGUGCAGGACAUACUAAAGAAUGCAAAUUACACAUUUGAGGAACUGGAGCGCCUCAGACUGUUGACUAAAGCCUGGACAGAAGUGGGACCUCAGGUGUGGAACUUCUUUCAAGACAGUGUGCAGAUGAACAUGAUUCGGGACACUCUGCAAAAUCCUACAGUGAAAGAUUUCUUAAAUGAGCAGCUGGCUUCUGAAGGUUUAACCGCAGAAGACGUGAUCAGUUUUCUCCACAAUGGGCCACCGGAGAGACGAAGGGAAGGCAUGGUCAACUUUGACUGGAGAAGCAUCUUUAGUGUCAUCGACCAGGCUCUGCGUAUGAUCCACCAGUACCUGGAGUGCUUAACCCUUGAUAAAUUUGAAAGCCAAGCUGAUGAAACUCAGAUGACUCAACGUGCUCUCCAUCUUCUGGAGGAAAACAAAUUCUGGGCUGCUGUUAUCUUCCCAGACCUGGACUCCACAACCAACCAGCUGCCAUCUCAUGUGAAAUAUAAGAUUCGUAUGGAUAUAGAUGCAGUGGAGAAAACAAACAAAAUUAAAGACAGGUACUGGGAUCCUGGUCCAAGAGCUGACCCUGUAGAUGAUUUACGUUACAUCUGGGGUGGCUUUGCAUAUCUGCAAGAUAUGAUUGAACAUGGGAUUAUCAAGACCCAGACCCCUGCUGAGGUGCCUGCAGGGAUCUACCUGCAACAAAUGCCCUAUCCCUGCUUUGUGGAUGAUGUCUUCAUGGUUACUCUGAACCGUUCCUUCCCCAUCUUCAUGGUGCUGGCUUGGAUCUACUCCGUCUCUAUGACAGUAAAGAGCAUUGUGCUGGAGAAAGAAAUGAGACUGAAGGAGGCCAUGAAAAACAGGGGGGUCACUAAUGGGGUGAUCUGGUUCACAUGGUUCCUAGACAGCUUUAUCAUGAUGGCUGUGAGCACAUUUCUCCUGACGGCACUCAUUACGUAUGGCAAAGUUCUUCACUACAGCAAUCCCCACCUCCUCUUUCUGUUCCUGUUGACCUUCACCACAGCCAGCAUCAUGCAGUGCUUCCUGCUCAGCACCUUCUUCUCCAAGGCUAAUCUGGCAGCUGCCUGCAGUGGAGUCAUCUACUUCACCCUCUACUUGCCCCACAUUGUCUGCUUUGCUUGGCAGGACCGUCUGACCAUUAGACUAAAGGUUUUGGCAAGUUUGCUUUCACCUGUGGCUUUUGGGUUUGGUACAGAAUACUUAUCACGCUAUGAGGAGCAAGGCCUUGGGCUACAGUGGGGUAACAUUCGAACCAGCCCACUGGAAGGAGACCAGUACAGUUUCUUGUUCUCUAUGGAGAUGAUGCUUUUUGAUGCUUUUAUCUAUGGAUUGCUUGCUUGGUACUUGGAUAAUGUCUUCCCAGGAGACUACGGGAUACCACGGCCUUGGUAUUUCCCUUUGCAGCAGUCUUACUGGCUUGGAUCUGGGCACCCAGAGGCUAAGAAAACAGCAACUGCUGAUGACAGAGGUUCAGAGAAGGAAGGCAGUGUCGACAAAAAGGCUGAAGAAGAAGAGAUGAAAAAAAGCAUGGCUGGCGAGCCUGACAAGGGAGAAGACAAGAUUGACAGCCAGAGGAAGAAGGAUGGUAAAGAAAACAAAUGUAAACACAAAAGAAAAAAAGAGUGCAACAAGCAGGGGAAGCCUGAGACAGAGGCAAAAGACAAAGAUGACAUUCCUACAAACCGCUUCUUUGAAGCCGAGCCUUCUGGUCUAGUCCCAGGUGUGUGCAUUCAGAAUCUGGUGAAGAUUUUCCCCAGUCGCUCCAAGCCAGCUGUGGAUGGAAUGAGUAUUACUUUCUAUGAGGGUCAGAUCACAGCUUUUCUGGGCCACAAUGGAGCUGGAAAGACAACCACUAUGUCAAUUCUUACAGGUUUGUUCCCACCUACAUCUGGAACAAUACUGGUUGGUGGUAAGGACAUCCAGAUACACAUGGACUCCAUUCGGCAGAAUUUAGGCAUGUGCCCUCAGUACAACAUCUUGUUCAAUCACCUGACUGUUGCAGAACACAUCCUGUUUUAUGCUCAGCUGAAAGGGAGGUCAAGAGAGGAGGCUGAACUGGAAAUGGAGAUGAUGCUGAAAGACAUAGGCCUCUCACAUAAAAGAAAUGAAGAGGCUCAAAACUUGUCAGGUGGUAUGCAGCGGAAGUUGUCUGUUGCUGUUGCCUUCGUAGGUGAAGCAAAGGUGGUUGUCCUGGAUGAGCCCACCUCUGGAGUUGAUCCAUAUUCCAGACGAUCUAUUUGGGACCUUCUACUAAAGUAUCGUUCAGGUAGGACCAUCAUCCUGUCUACCCAUCACAUGGAUGAGGCGGACAUACUUGGAGACCGAAUUGCCAUCAUUUCCCAAGGGAAACUGCACUGUUCAGGUUCCCCUGUUUUCCUAAAGAACUCCUUUGGGACAGGAUUUUAUCUCACCUUGGUCCGCAAGAUGAAAACCUUCCAAGACAGUGGAGGAAAGGAGGCAACCUCCUGCAGCCUGGGAUCCAACUGUUCCUGUUCCUGCUCCAGUUGUGCACCUGCACCCAAAACAGAAACUGGUGAACAGGAGCUGGAUGGUGAUGUGAAUGAGCUAAAUGAACUGAUCCUUCAUCAUGUUCCAGAAGCAAAGUUAAUCGAAAGUAUUGGUCAAGAACUUGUCUACCUUCUGCCCAGUAAGGAUUUCAAACAACGUUCCUAUGCCAGUCUCUUCAGAGAAUUGGAGGAAACCCUGGCUGAUGUGGGACUCAGCAGUUUUGGGGUUUCAGACACACCACUUGAAGAGGUUUUCCUGAAGGUCACAGAGGCUGAUCCUGAAACACAGAAUGCAGGAGCUGCACAGGAGAAUGGUCUCACCAUUGAAAAAACUACCAAUGUACAAGAGGGAGCCCACCAAAUCAAUGGCACUUCUCGGACACCGGAGGCGAUGGGAGAUGGGAAUGGAGGCAAAGGAUCCAAGCAGAAUAAAGGUUGUCAGCUCAUCUUUCAGCAGAUCAAAGCUCUUCUUAUCAAACGAUUCCACCAUACCACCCGUAGCUUUAAAGAUUUCCUUGCUCAAAUUGUCCUACCUGCUAGCUUUGUGCUGCUGGCUCUGAUACUCACAGUCCUCAUCCCUCCAUUUGGUGAAUAUCCCAGUUUAACUCUCCACCCCUGGAUCUAUGGACACCAGUUCACUUUCUUCAGCAAUGAACAACCUGGAAAUGAGCAGAUGCUUUCUCUUAUUGAUGCCUUCUUAAAUAAACCAGGAUUUGGAAAUCGUUGCUUGAACAAAGAGCCCCUCCAGAACUAUCCUUGUAUUAAUACAUCAGCUGCUUGGAAGACACCACCUGUUUCUUAUAAUGUAUCGGCCCUUUUCCAAACCAAUAAGUGGAGCCCUGACAACCCUUCGCCCUCCUGCAGAUGCAGCACCCAGAAGAAACUCACUAUGCUACCUGAGUGCCCUUUGGGAGCUGGAGGACUUCCUCCUCGACAGAGAGUUCAACAUAGCACAGAAAUUCUUCAAGAUCUCACUUACCGAAACAUUUCAGAUUUCCUGGUGAAAACCUACCCCAACCUCAUAAGAAGCAGUUUGAAGAGCAAAUACUGGGUCAAUGAGAAAAGAUAUGGAGGGAUUUCUAUUGGAGGAAAACUCCCAGUCCUUCAUGUCACUGGAGACCAAAUUGUUAGUUUUAUGAGAGAUCUUGGUCAAAUGAUGAACAUAACGGGGGGUGAAGCAUCAAUGGCUAUCUCUAAAGAAAUGUCAAAUUUUCUUAAAUACAUGGAAACUGAAGACAACAUUAAGGUAUGGUUUAACAAUAAAGGCUGGCAUGCAAUGGUCAGUUUUCUUAAUGUAGCCAACAAUGCAAUCCUGAGAGCCAAUCUGGAGAAAGGUAAAGACCCUGCAAAAUAUGGGAUAACUGCUAUCAACCAUCCUUUGAACCUCACUAAGGAGCAGCUCUCUGAAGUCACUGUACUGGCAACUUCAGUAGAUGCUGUGGUUUCCAUCUGUGUGAUUUUUGCCAUGUCCUUCAUCCCAGCAAGUUUUGUCCUCUAUCUGAUCCAAGAACGAGUGACAAAAGCCAAGCACCUCCAGUUUGUCAGUGGCGUGGGCCUUUCUGUUUACUGGAUCACCAAUUUCCUUUGGGAUAUAGUGAAUUAUAUUGUGAGUGCUGGCCUGGUAGUGGUGAUAUUCAUUGGUUUCAAAAAGAAAGCAUACACAUCCCCAAGCAACCUCCCUGCACUUAUUGCAUUGCUACUUCUAUAUGGCUGGGCCAUAAUUCCUAUGAUGUACCCGGCAUCCUGCUUUUUCAGCAUCCCCAGUACUGCCUAUGUUGCCUUGUCUUCCAUUAACCUCUUUAUUGGUAUCAACAGUAGUGCCAUUACAUUUAUCCUGGAACUCCUUGAAAACAACCCUUCUCUCCUUAAAUUCAAUAAAACACUGAAAAAUAUCCUGCUAAUCUUUCCACAUUUCUGCCUGGGCCGUGGGCUCAUUGAUUUAGCCAUGAACCAAGCUGUGACUGAUGUGUAUGCUCGGUUUGGAGAAGAGCAUGUCCUGAAUCCAUUUCACUGGGAUUUUGCUGGAAAAAACAUGGUGGCCUUGGCGGUGCAGGGUCUUGCAUAUUUUGUUCUGAAUCUCCUGAUGCAACAUAAUUUCAUCUCUACAAGAUGGCUUCCUCAAAAUACUCUGAUGCCCAUUACUGAUGAAGAUGAAGAUGUUGCAGAGGAAAGACAACGAAUCAUGAGUGGAGGCGGCAAAACAGAUAUCUUGAAAUUGCAAGAACUGACUAAGAUCUAUGCAGGUCGACACACACCAGCAGUGGAACAACUCUGUGUUGGUGUUCGUCCUGGAGAGUGCUUUGGCCUCCUGGGUGUGAAUGGAGCUGGCAAAACAACAACUUUCAAAAUGCUGACUGGGGAUACUGAAGUAACAUCUGGAGAUGCUAUGGUGGCUGGCCACAGUAUACUGACUCAUAUUUCUGAUGUCCAUCAAAACAUGGGCUACUGCCCACAGUUCGAUGCUAUUGAUGAUCUGCUCACAGGGAGAGAGCACUUACAUCUUUAUGCCCGUCUGCGUGGUGUCCCGGAAGCCGAGGUUAAGACAGUAGCAGAGUGGGGCAUUCAGAAACUUGGUCUCUCGAGGUAUGCAGAUCAGUUGGCAGGUACAUACAGUGGAGGCAACAAACGCAAGCUGUCCACUGCCAUUGCACUGAUAGGGUGUCCUCCUUUAAUCCUUCUGGAUGAGCCAACAACAGGAAUGGACCCUCAGUCUCGACGCUUCUUAUGGAACUCAAUUGUCAGUGUGAUCAGAGACGGAAGAGCAGUGGUUCUAACUUCACACAGCAUGGAGGAAUGUGAGGCACUCUGUACACGCCUGGCAAUCAUGGUUAAGGGGACCUUCAAAUGCCUGGGCACCAUCCAGAACCUCAAAUACAAAUAUGGAGAUGGCUACAUUGUCACAAUGAAAAUCAAGGCCCCUAAACCUGGAUUGCCUCCAGAUCCAAGCCUUGCUGAACACUUCAUACAAGUGAAUUUCCCAGGCAGCAUACAGAGGGAAAAACACUAUAACAUGCUGCAGUACCAGAUAUGCGCGUACUCACUGGCCAAGAUCUUCCGGCUGAUUCUCUCCAACAGGGACAACUUAAAUGUGGAGGAAUAUUCUGUCUCACAAACUACCCUAGAUCAGGUUUUCGUGAACUUUGCUAAACAACAGAUGGAAGAUGAGGAAAUUCCUCUUCACCCUCGUGCAGCUGGAGCGAAUAGAGAGGUGAAGGUGACCCCUGCUUUCUCAUGACACACAACUGCAUAGAGGGGCUCGGCAGCAGAUAAAACAGAGAGUCCAACAAGAGAGGGCCAUGCCAUAGCAGGCUACUACAAAUACUGAAUAAACUCACAAGUGCAAUAGUAAAACAAAACAAUGUGUUACUUUGGGAGCACUCACUACACACAGUGGGGUCAAAUAAGUAGGUUUGGUUUGAUGAAAAAUCCUUUUUCAGUACAACCAUAGCAUGCACAUGUGUGUGUACUUUUUAUAAACUAAGUAUGCAUGUCCCAUCACUUCCUAGUUAUGUUCGGCACCAAAAGCAGAAACAUCACAGGUGUUGAACUGCCUGUUAGAAAUGACAGGCAAGAAGUACUUUUCAGGCAGUAUGUCUUCCUCAUGGGUCUAAUCUGGAGUAAGGGGUAGCGAUGUGCACAGAACUGAUCCAGCAUUCCUUGUCUGGAGUGCCCAACAGGUUCCGUGGAGUGGCGUCCAAGCCGAUUCAAACACGGGCCGGGGGGGUGCUUAAGAGGCAGGGAAGGCGCUGCUUACCUGCCAACCCCUGCCCCACUGCU
This is a messenger RNA of Hemicordylus capensis (graceful crag lizard), 7674 nucleotides long. RefSeq names its product ATP binding cassette subfamily A member 4 (gene ABCA4). NCBI's taxonomy places the organism in Eukaryota, Metazoa, Chordata, Lepidosauria, Squamata, Cordylidae. The record is from RefSeq and is a predicted model, not a curated record. Gene Ontology annotation, molecular function: ATP binding; ATP hydrolysis activity; lipid carrier activity. Bases 170 to 7132 code for a protein of 2320 amino acids. Gene Ontology annotation, biological process: transmembrane transport; lipid transport. The transcript has 50 exons. Gene Ontology annotation, cellular component: intracellular membrane-bounded organelle; membrane.